Rhinichthys klamathensis goyatoka is the source of this 1879-nucleotide messenger RNA. RefSeq names its product Era-like 12S mitochondrial rRNA chaperone 1 (gene eral1). NCBI's taxonomy places the organism in Eukaryota, Metazoa, Chordata, Actinopteri, Cypriniformes, Leuciscidae. The transcript has 11 exons. The record is from RefSeq and is a predicted model, not a curated record. Gene Ontology annotation, biological process: ribosomal small subunit assembly. Gene Ontology annotation, molecular function: rRNA binding; GTP binding; ribosomal small subunit binding. Gene Ontology annotation, cellular component: mitochondrial matrix. The coding region runs from base 145 to 1509 and encodes 454 amino acids.
CCAGGUCACCCGAUAGAAGCAACAUGUCUGCGCCCUGAACACAUGUGUAAAUAAAAAUGGAGAGUAGAAUAACCUUACCCAAGGGUUAACAUAAGCAAAACGUUUUGAAAGUAUCCACUUGUGCAGUGGAAACGGAUUUCAGAAAUGACCCUACGGCUUUACGAGACGUUUGUACGCAGAUCUCUGCUAUUUUCAACGAUCCGCAAACUGACAGCAGCUCCAAAACAAUCGCCACUGUAUCUGCGAGUAUCAGGUUGCUCAGAUUUCCGUCCACAGACAGUAAGGAAAUGUCUCUUUCACUGUACUCCGGCCAGUUUGGUGUCUUCAGAUGCUUUUUUGGACAAAUUGCAGAAGGGGAGACCGGUUGUGUCCGAUGAGGGUCUCUGUCAUCACCCUGUCUCUGUUUCAUCGGACAGCGGUCAUCAAUUUUCCUUAUUGCUAAAGGAACCUGAUCAACCUGAAAAUGCCAAAUCUCUUAAAGUAGCAAUAGUGGGCUCACCGAAUGCAGGGAAGUCCACACUGACCAAUCAGUUGCUGGGUCGGAAGUUGUUUGCGGUUUCUGAGAAAGUGCACACAACAAGAGCACGUGCUGUUGGCGUCCUGACAGAGGAUGACACACAAAUCAUUCUGUUGGAUACCCCUGGCCUCACCACAUCAAUAAAGGCUAAAAGACACCAGCUGGAGAAAUCGCUCCUAGUGGAUCCUUUUGAGUCACUACAAGAAGCUGAUCUAGUGGUGGUGUUAGUUGACAUGUCUGAUAAAUGGACCCGCAGUAAGCUGGACUAUGAGGUGCUGAAAUGUCUGGCCCUGAACUCUGAUGUCCCUGCCAUCCUUGUCCUCAAUAAGGUGGACCUUCUGAAGAACAAAACGCUGCUGCUAGACAUCACGGCACAACUGACUGAGGGGGUGGUGAAUGGAAAGAAGAUUAAGAUCCGUGGCGCAGUGAAACAAUCUAUGAAAUUAGCAGCUGAACCACACAACACUGAAAAAACUCUUUCUGAGAGCACGCAGGACGGGGUGUCUCAGGAGGGUCAGGACAAAGACAGACUGAGCCAAGAGACGCUGAAGGCCCUGAGGAGCCGCAGGGGGUGGCCUCAUUUUAAGGACGUAUUCAUGUUAAAUUCUCUUGACAGAGAAGAUGUGGAAACAUUAAAGAGGUACCUGUUCGAAGGUGCAAAGCCUCGCCAGUGGCAGUACCACAGUGAAGUACUGACCGAUCAGGGUCCGGAGGAGGUGUGCAAUAACACCAUCAGAGAGAAACUACUACAGUAUCUCCCUAAGGAGGUGCCGUACACUAUGUCGCAGCAAAUUGAAAUCUGGAAGGAGUGUGAGGAUGGGGUGCUCAAUAUAUCCAUCAAACUAUACGUGAAGAAAGACACUCAUAUGAAAAUGGUUAUUGGUCCUGGAGGUCAGUUGAUAACCAGAAUAACCCAGGAAGCUGAAAAUGACCUAAUGAAGAUUUUCUUGCGUAAUGUGCGUUUAAAAAUCUCUGCGAAGCUGCAGAAGUGAGGUUCACAGUUCAGAUGACGAAGGUCAGAGACUGAUGCAUACAGAGGGAUACGGAAACAUGAAAAGUGAUUUAAAAGUGAAGAAAUGGACUUGAACUGAAAAUCUGUUAUAUUUUGGGUUAUAAUGUGAGGUUGAUCUCAACAGACCCUCUUCAUUUCUCUAAACUGAAAUUCAAGUUGAUCAAAGCCACAUUACAUGGUUGUCUUAAUUAUUUCAGUUACAAUUUCAAUAGCACAAUUGUAGUAUCACAGCUGACUGUGCCAGUUACAUAUCUUGCUGCUUUUGAUUUAUAAAAAUGUCUUUAUAUUCAUAAAUGGCAAAAGUAUAGAAUCACAUAGUUCUGCUUUGAGGGUCAGGACAGGUUCACUUU